UUCAACGAGUUUCUUAGUUGUGUCCAUAAACUACAAAGUUUUUUGGUACUAAGGCCUUAAUUAUUGUUAUUAUUUUAUGUACUAACAAGUAUUAAAUAAGAGGGUAACCAUAUCUUAACCUCUUACAGAUACAUUGCAAAAAAAUUGAAGAAAUAUGUCAUCACGAUCGCGAAGAAUUAUGAACCUUCUUAAUGUUUCACAUCUACCUGAUGAAUGGGAAAACAGUUGCGAUAAGGACCCAAACGUCAGCAAUGAAGAAAAAGAGAACAUCCCUUUAAGUUCAACAUCAAAACGUUCGUCGAGAUCGUCAUCUAGUAGUUCCAGUUCGUCUUCUAGCGUCAACAGUAGCAGUUCGUCAUCUUCUAGCAGCAGCUCUUCCUCUCGAUGUUGUUCACUGGAACAAGGACGAUUUGUUUCCCAUAUCUUAAAAGGUAAAGAAAUUGAAGCCCAGCCUCAGUCUUUAUCAUCUAGAACUACUUCACCUUCAAUACUAGAAUCCGUAAUUUUAACACCACGAACUCCAGCUGUACAUUACCGUAUAUCGCCAAUGAAUUCAGAAGAGAGUGAUGCUGAUAUUAGUGACAAUGAUCCCACUUAUAAUGAACAUCAAGGUAGAAAACGUUCGCCAAGCUCAUCUUCAAGUUCCUCUGAUGAUGGUACUUCUGAAGUAGUUGCAACAUCGCCCAGGAGAUCGAAGAAACGUAAAGCUGAUCCUACUAAAUGGAAGCAAAAUAACCAAAAGAUAAAACGAAAUGCAGGAGAACAAUACAUUUCUACUAAGACUAGAAACGUUGUUCCUGCGCGGCAAAUGAAGAGUCCAUGCAAUCAGAAAUGCAGAUUGAAAUGCAGCGAAAAUUUUGAUGAGGCUAAAAGACUUCAACAUUUCAAAUGUUUUUGGGCACUAGGAGAUUUGCAAUUACAGCGUAUGUUUAUAAAAGCAAGAAUGGCUUUAGUUGAACCUAAAUAUAAGUAUUCAAACGCUCAACAUCCCAGAGCACCAAAUGCUGCUUUCUACUUGUACGAUGAUAACGCCAAAAUCAGAGUCUGCAAAACAUUUUUUAUCAAUACGUUGGGAAUAACAAGUAAAAUGAUUCGCACAGUAAGAUAUAAGACUAACAAUUGCAAUUCUGUUGAAGAAGAUAGAAGAGGCAAACAUAAUAGUCAUAGACGCGUGGAUGACAAUCUGAAAGAAGAUAUCAUUAGAUUUAUCAAUCUAAUACCACGAAUUGAAUCGCAUUAUUUAAGAGCGUCGACCUCGAGAGUGUUCAUAAGUGGAUCGAAAAGUAUUACUGACUUGUUUAGAGACUUUCAAGAAAAACAGAAGAAUAAUUCCCGAGAUUCUGGAAAGUUUCAUUUGUUUUAUGAGAUUUUUACUACCCAUUUUAAUUUGGGUUUUUUUCAACCCAAGAAAGAUCAAUGCGAUCUUUGUUUACAGUAUAACAACUCUUCUGCUGAUCAGAGGCUUGCUCUCAAAGUCAAAUAUGAUACUCACCUAGAAGAAAAGGAAUUAAGCCGAGCAGAAAAAAAGAAUGAUAGAAUGACUCUUGACAAAUAUAAUUUAUGCGUUUGCUACGAUGUUCAAGCGAUAAUGCAAAGUCCCAAUGGAGAAACAUCAUCGUUUUAUUAUAAAUCCAAAUUGAAUAGCUACAACUUUACUUUGACUGUGUUAAAUAAAUUACCAGAGAAUGAAGACGAUUUUAAAGGCUAUGGUGACGUGCAUUGCUAUUUCUGGGAUGAGACCCAAGGAAAAAGAGGUGCAGUGGAGAUUGGAAGUUGCGUUUUAGAUUUUUUAAAGAAGGUUUGUGAGGAUGCAGGUGAACAUGAAGUUAACGUAACAUUUGUAACAGAUAAUUGUUGUGGCCAAAACAAAAAUAAAUACAUAGCUUCUUUAUACAUGUUUGCAGUCACUACUAUAAAAAACUUAAAGGGCAUAACUCACAAAUUCCUUAUAAAAGGUCAUACGCAAAAUGAAGCCGACAAUGUACACAUGCUGAUACAGAAACAAAUAUCAAGAGAUUUAAAAGCUGGUCCAAUCUUAACACCACUUCAAUACACCACCGCAAUUCAGAGAGCUAGGAAAACGGGGAAACCUUUUAUCGUUCAUACUUUGAAUCAUAAUUUCUUUUACGACUUGAAAGAUUUACAAGUCAAGUGGGGAUAUAAUUUCAACGUUGACGAAGAGAAGAAUACCAUCAAGAUUAUCCACUACGGAUAA
Molecule: messenger RNA, 2215 nt
Organism: Diabrotica virgifera virgifera (western corn rootworm)
Lineage: Eukaryota; Metazoa; Arthropoda; Insecta; Coleoptera; Chrysomelidae
Exons: 3
Coding region: 155-2215 (686 amino acids)
Source: RefSeq, a predicted model, not a curated record